Ectocarpus sp. CCAP 1310/34 is the source of this 1742-nucleotide messenger RNA. The record is from the annotation of a GenBank genome assembly. NCBI's taxonomy places the organism in Eukaryota, Phaeophyceae, Ectocarpales, Ectocarpaceae.
UGGAAAGGAGCGUGCAACAAGGAAAUGGACAAUCUGUGGAAACACAACGUCUACAAUCUGGUGCCCUUCAGCAGCGUUCCCAAGGGAGAGAAAAUCCUCGGAACGAAAUUCGUCUUCAAGAAAGAUCUGGACGGACGCUUCAAAGCUCGCCUGGUAGUCGGAGGAUAUCGUCAAGAGCCAGGACAGGACUACGGACGCAGCUACGCCCCAGUAUGCCGUAUCGGGGGCAUUCGCAUGACGUGCGCCAUUGGCUGCCACCACAACUGGCCCAUCUACCAACUGGACGUUGUCGGUGCCUUCCUGAACGCCCUCUGCGACAGAGAUGUGUACGUCAGACCCGCCCCCGGUACAUCCGCCAAGAACUCCGCGACGGGAGAACCCAUGGUGUACAAACUAGAACGGAGCCUCUACGGCCUAUCGCAAUGGAAAAGGACUCAAUCCGACCCCUGCGUGUACGUGUAUACCAGCGGCAACAUCAUCGUGAUUCUCACGGUCUACGUAGACGACAUUCUUAUCACAGGAGGAGACCAGCAGCUCGUGGACCAGAAGAAGAAGGAGCUCACGGAUCGAUUCGAGAUGACCGACAUGGGAGAGGUAAAGCGGAUCCUCGGGAUCGACGUGCAGCGGGACUACGAGCAAGGAACCCUGGCCAUUUCACAGGAGCACUACGUGAACACACUUCUGGAGCGGUUCGGAAUGCAAGAGGCCAACCCAGACCAAAUCCUAGGACCCACGGACAAGAAAAUCUACCAGUCGAUGACAGGAAGCAUCCUCAACCUGGCCCAGUGCACGCGAUUCGACCUCUCCUACGCUGCCCUACAACUUUCCAAGGCCUGCAGCAACCCAGCGCAGGUGAACAUGACAGCAGCCAAGCACGAUGUGCGAUACCUUCGGGGUAAUCCGGUUCUUCCUAUCGUCUACAAGAGAGGACAGUUUCGGCUAGCGGCGUUUACGGAUUCAUCCUUCGGAGCAAACCCCGACAACGGAAGAUCUACCACGGGAUAUCUCUUCUUUCUGGCUGGAGGACUCAUCAGCUACGGUGCGAAGACUCAAACUCUAACCGCGCAAAGCACGGUCGAAGCCGAGAUUCAAGCACUUAGCUACUCAGCCAGAGAGGCGGUCUACAUCUCAAAUUUUAUGACGGAACUCAACUUCAAGACCUUCGGAUCGGUUCCCAUCAACAGCGACAGCACCGGAGCGCUGACAGUGGCCGGGAAUGCCACGCACUCUCAACGCACGAAGCUCGUGGCCCUGAGGUACUUUUUCAUCCGGGAGCUAGUACUGCUGGGACAAAUCACUCUUCACCACCGGCCCAGCGAGCACCAGUUGGCUGAUANUAUGACUGAGCUCAACGUCAAGACCUUCGGAUCGGUUCCCAUCAACAGCGACAGCACCGGAGCGCUGACAGUGGCCGGGAAUGCCACGCACUCUCAACGCACGAAGCUCGUGGCCCUGAGGUACUUUUUCAUCCGGGAGCUAGUACUGCUGGGACAAAUCACUCUUCACCACCGGCCCAGCGAGCACCAGUUGGCUGAUAUCGCCACCAAGUUCCUCCCAAAGCACCGAUUCGUCUCCAUCAUUCAGCAGAUCAAGGACGUCUCGUGUUGAUCGGAGAUCUGUGAAGCUUCCUUCCAUACCCGCCAGAUGAGAAGGAAUUUAUUUUCGAUACGAUACCAACGGAGGCGUCGAGGUAGACAAGGAUAUGGUGAUGCCGUCGACCUUGUUGAAUUUGUUGCUUGAUC